Molecule: messenger RNA, 1086 nt
Organism: Cyphomyrmex costatus
Lineage: Eukaryota; Metazoa; Arthropoda; Insecta; Hymenoptera; Formicidae
Exons: 9
Coding region: 1-1086 (361 amino acids)
Source: RefSeq, a predicted model, not a curated record
AUGAUGCAACGGCAAAUUAUGAUUACUUUGUGUAUUUUGACAAACCUAGCUGCAUUGUUUUGUGUCUCUGCAUAUACUCAUAAAAUUACUCGUGUUCUAACACUACCUGCUUAUGUUAUUGCUUGGGAAACUGAUGUUAUCAGCUCAACAAAAUGCGGAAAGGAAUUACAAAAUUUCCGAAAUGCUGUUGAUCAACGAAUACCAUGGAGCUUGAAAAUGUUAGAUUCCAGUGGUGAAUUUGAAUCAGGUUUUCUUUACGGAAAUACUUAUUGGCUCGGUAGUCGCAGUCAGUGUCUCGAUACGAUGAAUACGGCUCCUUUACAGAUCGCAGAGCAGAAAAUAUCAAAUAUUACGGUAUAUCGUGAGCCGAAUAAGGAAUUUCCGCCUUUUGAAGUAAAUUAUUUUGUUGCUCAUUUGAGACAUAAUAGUACUCUUAAAUAUUACGUAAAUGUAUUUAACGAGGACGUAAUUUCGCUCGGACUUUGUUUACCAGCAUCGUGCACUAUAAAUGAACUAGUUUUUAUUUUGGAAAGAGCGCUCCAGGAUAAAAUUAUUUUAAUUGAUGAUCUAUAUUCUGUGGAUUUUCAAUUAAUCCAGGUUAAAGAUUUAAAAGAUGACAAUGAAUGGCUAUCCAGUAAUGCGUUACUUUUAGUCGGCGGAUGUUUAGUGACUUAUAUAUAUUUGAUGAGUAAAAUGAACAAAGGACAGAAAAGAUUUAUUCGAUUGACACCAGCUUACAUGAUGGUGUUAGGUGUGUUUCAAUUAAGCUCGGUUUGGUUUGAUAAAACGUCACAAUUUUAUGUGAGUGAAAGAUCGCAUGAAACUUGCGCCAAGUAUUGGUGGAGAAAUCUUUUAUACAUAAAUAAUUUUUUUGGCCUGGAUACAAUGUGCAUGAGUUGGAGCUGGUAUAUAGCUAAUGACAUGCAAUUAUAUGUAAUUGCUAUGACAUUGUUAAUUUUGUCGACUACAUAUUUCUACACUGCUGUUACGAUAUUGGGUGCACUUUUAAUUGGCUCAAUCAUUCUUAGCGGUUAUACUUCUUACGUUUAUGAAAUUGUCCCAUUUCAGACAUGGUUAUGGGUAUAG